CCGGCUCGGGUCCGACUGAAGGACAGAGAAAACGGCUCAACAGAGUAAAGGAGCAGAACUUAGAAGUAUUUUGGAGACAGAGAGGGACUUUGUUGGGACUUGACUGCUCAGAUUCAGUUUUUUUUCCCCUCCCAUUUAAAAAGGGACUUCUGUUUUGUAAGAGUUUUUCCACUGGGUUUGUUGUUUUAGGCUGUGCGUAAUUUGGAAGUUUUGUGGAAACAUUUUGUUUUUGGGAUUUCACGUCUCCAUGAUGUGGUUUUCCUUUGGUUUGGUUGCCGUUCUGUGGGUGGGAGCAGCCCGGAGYGCCUGGGAGGAGAGCACAGUGGUCCCGGUCCGACUGGACCCGGCGAGCGGACACGAACCGUGGCGGACUCUGUCCCCCGAGGAGAGGGAGAAGCAGGGGGAGAUGAGGGCGUACCGGCUGGACGUGUUCGGGAAGCUGCUGGUUUUGCAGCUUGAGCCAGACCAGACCUUCCUGGCGCCGGGGUUCGUCUUCCACGUCGUGGGGAGCCCCGAGUCCGACCCGACGCAGGGGCCCGAGAGGAGCGGCGCGGAACCGGGCUGCUUCUUCUCCGGCACCGUGAACGGAGAGGAGCGCUCCUCUGCCGCGCUCAACCUCUGCCGCGGCCUCACGGGCGGCUUCUACUUCCAGGGUGAGGAGUACUUCAUCCAGCCGCUGAACUCCGCCGACCUCCAGGGCAGAGAGGAGGAGGAGGAGGUCCACAUGGUCCGCCGGAGAAGUCGCGCAGUUUUGGCCGAGGAGGGCAGCUCCAAGUGCGGGGUGAGCGAGGACGAGGAGAGGGUGCCAAAGAAUCUGGAGAAAGRGGCCAAGCCAAAACCUGGAGCUCCUGACGCGGAACAGACAGCCCACCACAGGACCAGGCGCUUCGUUUCCACACCUCGCUACCUGGAGAUCAUGCUGGUGGCCGACCAGUCCAUGGCAGAGUUUCACGGCGCAGGCCUCAAAUCCUACCUCCUGACCAUCAUGGCGGUGGCGGCGCACCUCUACCGCCACCCGAGCAUCCACAACUCCAUCAGCCUGGCAGUGGUGAAGCUGCUGGUGGUCUACGAAGAGGAGCGAGGCCCCCAGGUGUCCUCCAACGCUGCCGUGACCCUCCGCAACUUCUGCCAGUGGCAGCGGCAGCACAAUCCGCCCAGCGACCGCCACCCGGAGCACUAYGACACGGCCGUGCUCUUCACUAGAACCGAUCUGUGCGGUGCUCACUCCUGCGACACCUUGGGGAUGGCAGAUGUUGGCACCGUGUGCGACCCGGACAGAAGCUGCUCCAUUAUUGAAGAUGAUGGACUGCAGGCAGCCUUCACGGUGGCUCAUGAACUGGGUCAUGUCUUCAACAUGCCUCAUGACGAUUCCCAGUUGUGUUCCGGUGUCAAUGGUCUCCACUGGAGCUCCCACAUGAUGGCCUCCACCCUGGCCAACCUGGACCAGAGGGAUCCGUGGUCUCCCUGCUCCGCCCUCAUGGUCACCAGCUUCUUGGACAACGGCCAUGGUCAGUGCUUGCUAGAUAAGCCGGCAAAGCCUCAGCCGCUGCCCCAGCCUCUGCCAGGGAGGGUCUACGACGCCAACCAUCAGUGUCGCCUGACCUUUGGUGAGGACUCCCAGCACUGCCAGGACCUGAGCACAAUGUGUGCCGCAUUGUGGUGCACCGUCACCUCCACCAACGGUUUGCUGGUGUGCCAGACCAAGAACUUCCCCUGGGCCGAUGGGACGCCGUGCGGCAACGAUGGCUUCUGCUUGGCUGGACAGUGUCUGAACAAGAGUCAGGCCACCGAAUAUCAGACUCCCGUUAAUGGUGGUUGGGGUCUUUGGGGUCCUUGGGGCGAUUGCUCUCGGACCUGCGGGGGAGGGGUGCAGUAUUCUUUCCGUGCCUGUGACAACCCUGUGCCGAAGAAUGGAGGCAAAUACUGUGAAGGCAAGAGGAUCCAGUACCGCUCCUGUAACACCGACGCCUGCCCUGACACCAACGGCCUGUCGUUUCGUGAGGAGCAGUGUCUGGCCCACAACGACAUGUCGGCCCAAGUGUCGUUGGGUUCAGGCGAAGGUGUCGAGUGGGUGCCCAAAUAUGUCGGAGUUUCACCCAAAGACCGCUGCAAGCUAGUGUGCCAGGCCAAGGGGACUGGGUACUUCUUUGUCCUCAAAUCCAAAGUGGCCGAUGGAACGCCCUGCAGUCCAGAUUCCACCUCGGUUUGUGUGCAAGGUCAGUGUGUCAAGGCCGGCUGUGAUCGUGUCAUCGGCUCCAGCCGGCGCUUCGAUAAGUGCGGCCUAUGUGGCGGGGACGGAUCCACCUGUAAAAAAGUCUCAGGCUCCCUGGAGUAUGCCAGGCCCGGUUAUCAGGAUGUUGUAACCAUCCCUGCUGGUGCCACGCUCGUGGACAUCAAACAGCGAGCUCCUGGCAACGGUCGCCAGGAUAACAGCUAUCUGGCGGUGCGGCGCCAGGACGGAACCUAUCUGUUAAACGGCGAUUACAAACUGAUGACCUUGGAGACUGAUAUUUCCGUUCGGGGAUCGCUGUUGAGAUACAGUGGCUCUUCUGCUGUCCUGGAGCGCCUCCGAAGCUUCAGCCCACUCCCAGAACCCCUCACCAUCCAGGUGCUCUCUGUGGGCGAGGCCCCGAGGCCCCGAGUCAAGUAUAGCUUCUUCGCCCCUCGACCCAACACUGCUGCUGCAGCCCCCAACAACGGAGGGCGCUGGCAGUCAAUCAACGCCAUCCGGGAGGUCGGCGGAGCCGAGUGGACUCUGAGGGAGUGGGGUCCGUGUUCCCAGUCGUGUGGAGGCGGCGUGCAGCAGAGAGAGGUUGUGUGUUUGGACUCCCAGGGUCAUUCGUCCAGAGACUGUCCGGAGGAGCUUCGUCCUUUGGUGUCGCGGUCCUGCAGCUCCCAGCCAUGCCCCUCCUGGCUCCUGGGCGAGUGGUCCGAGUGCUCCAGGACCUGCGGCCGGGGCUUCCGCAAGCGCCAGCUGCACUGCAUCGGGCACGGCGGACAGACGUUGACCCACGACAGCUGCGACACGAAGAACCGGCCGCGACCUUUGCUGGAAAUGUGCAUUCGAAACGCCUGCUAAAAGACAACAACUAUGACCUGAACUCCUGUCAUCCCAGCCCGAAACCCUCCAUGGUCUUCCCUUUUUUUCCCUACAAAUAAUCUUAAAAAAAGACAAAUGUUUACAUCCAGAGCUACGAAUAAGCCCUCAAAGAUUGUGAUGAUAACGUUUUACCUGUCGGCAGGUCGACGCCUGUCCGUCAGCGGCGGCACAUCUUACUCUCUAAUGAUGGCUGGACGUUUCCCACAAAGUUGGUGCUAACGUCAUGCUUGGGUGUGCGUGUGAGUGUCUGUGCGUGUUAUUCCUGUAUAUAUAUAUAUUUGUCCAAGCUGGGCUGGACGGACCAAUCAGAUGUAGGCUGGAGGUUUCUGCAGAGUCUAAUAAGAAACAAGUGAGAGAGAAUAGUUUCUCACCCCAUCAGGUAUGGAAAAUAAGAUAUCUCAUUGUGUUUAUUUAUCACAAACCUGAAGCACUUCACCUUUGUUUUAUUUUUUCCUUUUUGCCAGCGGCACAUUAUUUUCACUUCAUUUAAGAAAAAAGCCUCAGUCUUUUAGCCAUAUCUUGCCCUCACCUACUCAGCUUUCAAUGAGGGAACUCAAAGAGACCAAAGAGGAGAGUUUGUGUGUUUGUGUAUGUGUGUGUGUGUGUGUGUGUGUGUGGGUGUGUGUGUGUACCUAAUGAGGGACUUGUUUCCUGCUAAUACUUCAUAAGUAAGUCUCUCCUGCCUUCUGCGAAGGCUGUUUCUCUUUUCUAUUUUGUCUAGAAUAUCCAAACUUUUAUUUAUUUUUGUACAGCCUGUUAAAUAUAAUCAUGUGGCUUUUUUAAAAAUAUUAUUUUAUAUUUGUUAUUGAGAUUACAGAAGGAAGUAGAAUAUAUAGAGUAUUUAUACAGUGUUUUUAUAUAUAUAUAUAUGGUCCUAGACUCAUGAAUAAAGCAUCACAUUGACUUGUUCA
Austrofundulus limnaeus is the source of this 4011-nucleotide messenger RNA. It is a transcript of the gene adamts1, whose product is annotated as ADAM metallopeptidase with thrombospondin type 1 motif, 1. Bases 248 to 3079 code for a protein of 943 amino acids. Gene Ontology annotation, cellular component: extracellular matrix. The record is from RefSeq and is a predicted model, not a curated record. Gene Ontology annotation, molecular function: zinc ion binding; metalloendopeptidase activity. Gene Ontology annotation, biological process: proteolysis; extracellular matrix organization. Lineage: Eukaryota; Metazoa; Chordata; Actinopteri; Cyprinodontiformes; Rivulidae. The transcript has 8 exons.